AUGGAUUCUACCCCGUAUCUGGACCGCUAUCACCAGAUAGGUGCUGUGGACCAGCAGAAGAACCAGCUCAUUGAGGACCUCCUACAACGAGUAACCGACCUUGAGAAUUCCUUUCAGCGCGAGAAAUUGGACCAUGAACGCGAAACUCGCUUCAACCGGGAUAUUCAGUUGCAUGAGAUGGAACUCAUGCAGCAGAUAUCUCAGAUCAAGACUAUUAUGGACCGAGAACCGUUUGUCGUCGUGCUCUUGGACGGAGAAGGAAUAAUUUUCAAGGAUGAAUUCUUGCAAUUAGGCGAAGAAGGUGGCCGCUCGGCCGCGAAACAUUUUUGCACAGGCAUGCACACAUAUCUGGUGAACAAUCUCUCCAGUAUUACGACGCCCAAGAUAAUUGUCAAGCUUUAUCUCAAUGUGAAGGGAUUUGUGGAGACGUGUGUGCGGAGUGGCACCAUCUCCGAUCCUGCCACGGUUCAUGAUUUUAUUCGUGGAUUCAAUGAAACAAUGUCAUAUUCGGAGAUUGUCGAUAUUGGAUCAGCCAAGAACAAGGCCAAUGAAAAGAUUCAAGGAUGCGCCUCGAAUCCCGAAUACGCUACUUUCCUACAAGAUACAUUGAGUGACGGAGAUCUGACUGGCCGUGUUUCGCUCGUGGAGGGUAUUACAUUUGACAAGGAACUGGAUGCGGUGAAUGGAUCAUUUAGGAUCGCCAAAUUCCCAGAAAUCUUUCGUUCAUCCAAAAUAGCACCCAUUUAUGUUGCGCCUUGGAAGACUAGCUUGCCUUCGAGGAGCUUGCUUACCCCAUCUCCAUCCCAGCAACUGUCGAAUCCUCCACCCCUGUCCCGCACUUCCACCAAUACAAGUGCCUCCGGUCUGGGUGCUCCUCUCUCCAUUUCAACGCCACCGGUUGUUAAGUCAAAUGAAUCGCCAGACUUCCAAGUGGUUCGCUCCAAAACCUCUGGAUCGACACCGGUUAGAUCAGUUGAGCGAAAUAAAUACGGUCAGCGUGUGGAUCGUCUUGAUUUCAAGAGCAUCCCUCGGGAUGACUUGAACAGAUUGAAGAAGCUCAAGUUGUGCAAUUAUUAUUUCCUUCUCGGGGAAUGCCCUAACGAGGAGAACUGCUAUCAUGAUCAUGAUCGCAAACUUACCAAACAAGAGCUUCAUAUCUUGUCUGCUAUUGCACGCAUGACUCCUUGCCGCUUCGGACUGGAGUGUGAUGAUCCCGAAUGCAUUUAUGGUCACCGUUGCCCACAGAGUGAACCAGGCAAAAAGACCUGCUUCCGAGGCGAUACCUGUCGCUUUGAGCCUGUGGCCCACGGAAUAGACACCAAUAUCGUCAAAGUGACUAAAAUCUAA
Penicillium angulare is the source of this 1347-nucleotide messenger RNA. Its product is annotated as CCCH zinc finger protein. The transcript has 4 exons. Bases 1 to 1347 code for a protein of 448 amino acids. The record is from RefSeq and is a predicted model, not a curated record. Lineage: Eukaryota; Fungi; Ascomycota; Eurotiomycetes; Eurotiales; Aspergillaceae. Gene Ontology annotation, molecular function: metal ion binding.